GAAGCGAUUCCUCCAAAACGACAUUCAUUUUGUAGCGAAAUAUUCGACUGAUCUGACCGGUUUGCAAUAUCAAUUGUUGGUCAUUCUGUUUUUGAAAAAUGAAUAAUUUCUUGUUGAUAUCGCUAAUUGUUUGUCUAGCAUUAGCGAUUAAUGUCCAUGGAGACACAGAUUUGGAAUUCAGUCGUGCCGCUUUGGAUGAAACGCCUGAUCGUGUGAAGGAUCUGCUUGAGAAAGGUGCUAACAUCAAUGCUAGAGACGAAGACGGCGACACGGCAUUAAUGAACGCUUCCAAUAACGGGCGCUAUGAAACUGUGAAAUUUCUGAUUGAAAACGGAGCUGAUGUCAAUGCAACAGACACAAAUGGCAAAACCCCCUUAAUGUUUGCUUCUGCUUUCGAUAAUUCCAGGAUCAUAAAACUUCUGGUUGACAAUGGAGCCAAUAUCAAUGCAACGGACAAUAGUGGAUGGUCGGCGUUAAUUUAUGCCGCUUUUGAUGGUCGUGAAAGAUCAGUCCGCGCCCUGUUGCGGAAAGGUGCAGACGCUGACUAUGCUUUAAAGUAUGCGACUGAACACAUGCACUCCGUCAGUGACUAUUACGAGAGACGCAGCACGAGCGGCGAAGGAGGGUAUCAAAAAGCCAUAGAUAUAAUCAACAAAAAUAACACUUUUUGGCGUAAUCUUCAAAGUUACAUCGAAUGAUCAUAAGUAGACGCAAUAUCAAUAAAUCUUGAA
Molecule: messenger RNA, 731 nt
Organism: Bradysia coprophila
Lineage: Eukaryota; Metazoa; Arthropoda; Insecta; Diptera; Sciaridae
Molecular function (GO): protein binding
Source: RefSeq, a predicted model, not a curated record